UGAUGACGGACACUGUGAAGGACACGACAAGCAGUAACAAGAUAACAAGGGAAUAUUGAAGGUGAAUUUUACACUUCCUGAUGGAGAACACAGAAGGCAACAUAGUGAAUGGCGAGAACCCUCCACCAUACUACUUGGUGGUGAAGCCCAGUGAUCCCCCUCCUUCAUACGCCAAUAUCGAUGAGUUAUGGGAAACCCCUCCAGUUGUCCCCUACUACAUAAACGAACCUCUGCCUCCAGUAUUCCCUCCUCAUGUGGCUCAACGUAUCAUCAUUACCACAGAGCAAUAUCACCCAGAUCAGAGGCGGAGCAGCCUGGUGGUGAUCCGGCAUAAAAAAGCACGCUGCUAUGGAGGCUCAGGCGUCUCUGCCUUUAUUAUAAUUCUCAUCGGAAUUGCACUCUGGCUCGGAGUGCGAUAUGGCAUAACGAUGAUGUCCAGAAGGAAUAUGGACACCUGCCCGUCCAAUACUGUCAUCUGUGAUGGACAUGUCGAUUGCAAACAGGGAAGCGACGAGACUAUUUGCGUAAGGUUUGGAGCUGGAAAUGAACUCCAGGUCAUGACCUCAAACUCCAACGGUUUCCUUCCCAUCUGCUAUGAUGACUGGAAUCAGAGCCUGGCUACCCAGACCUGUAAACAGCUCGGGUUCAGAGGAUGUUACCAGUACGGUUCUCUAACAUCGACCUCAACAUCAUUUCUUUUUGUGUCUCAGUCUUCAGACACCAUACAGGGAAAGGUUAAUGUCAGCACGUCAUGUCCUGAUAAAGAGACAGUGUCUCUCCAAUGCACUAACUGCGGGCUUUCACAGAGCAGCUCGCGGAUCAUUGGAGGAGACGAAGCGGAUCCCGGCCAGUGGCCAUGGCAGGUCAGCCUGCAUUUCCAAGGCUCUCAUGUGUGCGGAGGAUCUGUGAUUUCACAGGAUUUUAUAGUGAGUGCUGCACACUGCUUUCCCAGUGACCCUCCUGCCUGGCAGGUUCCAGCUAACUGGCGUGUGUACCUGGGGGUGGAGUCACAGUACAUGCUUCCAGCACCGCAGUACAUCGCUGACAUCAUCAUACACGAGCUGUACAACCCGAACACACACGACAAUGACAUUGCGCUGCUCAAACUCACCCAGCCCAUCAACUUUACCGGUAUGGUCCAGCCUGUAUGUCUCCCUGCAUACGACCAGGUUGUUCUUGCAGACACAGAAUGCUGGACAACAGGAUUCGGAACGACAGAGGAAGGAGAAGACCAUGGUUCCAUUCAGUUAAUGGAGGUGGAAGUAGAGAUCAUUGAUAGAUCCUUGUGUAACACCGCCUACAAAGGACUCAUCUCUAAUGACAUGCUGUGUGCAGGAGACAUGAAUGGGGGAAAAGACGCCUGCCAGGGUGACAGUGGAGGUCCUUUGGUGUGUCAAGACGAUGACGGCCACUGGUAUCUCUAUGGCGUGACAAGCUGGGGGAUUGGGUGUGGCCGUGUCAACAGGCCAGGUGUCUACACUGAUGUGCACAGUUAUGUAGCGUGGAUCCACAGCAAGAUAGAGGAAUACAGACCGUGAGGGAGGCACGAGGUUCCACC
Molecule: messenger RNA, 1558 nt
Organism: Clarias gariepinus (North African catfish)
Lineage: Eukaryota; Metazoa; Chordata; Actinopteri; Siluriformes; Clariidae
Gene: tmprss13b
Product: transmembrane serine protease 13b
Exons: 13
Coding region: 81-1538 (485 amino acids)
Biological process (GO): proteolysis
Cellular component (GO): membrane
Molecular function (GO): serine-type endopeptidase activity; protein binding
Source: RefSeq, a predicted model, not a curated record